GUAACCACUGAGAGGCGAAAGUGGCCUGGAGCCCCUGAGCCAUGGGGUGGGCCCGUGAUGCCAUCCUGAACGCGCUUGAAGACCUGACCACCGACGAGCUCAAGAAGUUCAAGCUGAAGCUGCUGUCGGUUCCACUGCGGGCCGGCUAUGGACGCUUACCACGGGGGGCCCUGCAGCAGAUGGACGCCGUGGACCUCACGGAUAAGCUCGUCAGCUUCUAUCUAGAGGCUUAUAGCACAGAGCUCACAGCAACUGUACUGCGAGACAUGGGCAUGCAGGAGAUGGCGGAGCAGCUGCAGACAGUCAUUGUCCGGAGUUCUGGGGUUGUACCAGCUGCAAUCAGUGUGCCUUCACAGAUGGCAGCCCGGCCAGCACCACACUUCGUGGACCAGCACCGGCAAGCACUCAUUGUCCGGGUCACAGACAUCGACGGUGUGUUGGAUGCCCUAUAUGGCAAGGUGCUUACUGAGGAACAGUACCAGGCAGUGCGGUCUGAGACCACCAAUCCAACCAAAAUGAGGAGGCUCUUCAGCUUUGCUCCAGCCUGGAACCUGACCUGCAAGGACCUGCUCCUCCAGGCCCUGCGGGACACCCAGCCCUACCUGGUGGCUGACCUGGAACAGAGCUGAGAUGUCUCCAACAAGAGCCCCCACAUUGUGCACAUA
This is a messenger RNA of Jaculus jaculus (lesser Egyptian jerboa), 665 nucleotides long. RefSeq names its product apoptosis-associated speck-like protein containing a CARD. Bases 42 to 629 code for a protein of 195 amino acids. Gene Ontology annotation, biological process: regulation of apoptotic process; innate immune response; inflammatory response. The transcript is spliced from 3 exons. The record is from RefSeq and is a predicted model, not a curated record. Lineage: Eukaryota; Metazoa; Chordata; Mammalia; Rodentia; Dipodidae.